Messenger RNA from Enterobius vermicularis (human pinworm), 870 nucleotides. The record is from the annotation of a GenBank genome assembly. Lineage: Eukaryota; Metazoa; Nematoda; Chromadorea; Rhabditida; Oxyuridae.
AUGCAGUGUUUGACAGUCACUUUAGUUAUUCAAUAUGCAGCAUUUAUUCAUUUUAUCAGAGCUGCUAAAAGCAAUGAUAUAUUCUCAUAUUCAGCAGCAAUCGAACGACAAAGUGAAAACGGCGAUGUUCGUAUUAUCAAUGUUAUUCUAACUCCUUUGACAGUAACUGUAAACGCUCUCAUUGAAAAUCAACGUCCUAGUAUAAGGCCAAAAAGAUACUCAAGAACAUUUGACUGGUCAGAUGUCGAUAGCUGCGGUAAUCGAACUCAAGUUUUGACCGAGCUAAGAAAAAUUAUAACUCAGGAAUUCAAAACAGAAACCAGGCAUGAAGCAGCAACUUUUAUCAAAAAAGCUAAACGUCUUAACCAAGUGGCUCGCGAGCUGGAAUUUCAGUCUGAAGAGCUAAAAGUGAGAGCAGGUGAGCAGAACAGAGCAGUUCGACAAGACGCUCAAUUUAUGAGUGACCAAAUCGAGAAACAGGUAGAACAUCUGCGAGAACAAGCCAAUGCGAUCCGAUCACAAGCUGACGAACAGUCGGUGGUGAUCCGGCAACAAGCAGAAGAAAUCAAACAAUUUUCUGAAAAAGACUAUCAUCACAUGAUGAAAAUGGCUAUUACCAUUGCUCAACAAGGUCGAAAACAGGUUGAGAUUGUCAGAAAACAGGCUGGACAACUUCGAGUUAAUUUACGAGAUCAAAUUGAAAUGAUGAAGUUACAAAGCGAAACGCAGGCUUCACAAAUGGAAUUGCAAGCUGAGCAGCUUAAAGAACAAGCUGCUAUAUUUCGACUCCAAUCACUGAAGUAUUCCGAACCAGCUGAACAGAUCUUACGUGGGCUUGACGCAAUAACAGAACUGAUGCAGAAUCUGUAA